AUGACCUCUCGCCUUGAGACAAUCAGUCGGAUAAGCGAUUUGGGAAAAGAGAGUAUUGUGUCUAACUUGCAGGAUUCUACCGAUGAUACUACUAGUGAAAAGCUUAAUUUCUCGCAGAUCGGUCUACGUCUUUCCUCUUAUUUUGACUUGGGCGUAGCAUGGAACAAACGAAAAGCUCUUGUCCUUACUCCUAAAUAUGUGUCUGAUCCGAAACGGCCCGACGAACCCCAAAUGAUGACUCUAAAUCCUGGCAGCGAAAUCAACUCGCUAAAUGGGGAUAUCAAAGACGUCUGCAUCAUCCCAAUGAUGUCGACAAAACGAGCCGACUGCGGUCAGCCAGAAAUUGCAAUCAUCUGCAUUGGGUUCGAAUCUGGCCAUGUGAAAUUCUACCUAGAAACAGGCGUCAUUAUUCUCGAGUAUCAGUUGCAUCUUACUCCUGUUGAGAGAAUCCGUUUCAGAGGAUUCUCAGGUGCCCAGCCAGAAACGAGCUUCUACAUUUGCCACAAAGAUUGUGUGAUUGAAAUUGACGGAAUGGAGCUUUAUCAAACUUUGCGUGUAGCGAGGGUUAGUCCGGAACAAGUGCAGUUGAACGCGCUCAAGUCGAAAAAGUACACAUUCACUCAAGAAAAUCAAGUCGCAGACGUCGCCUCUGUUGGAAAAUACUCAAUUACACGUUGGGAACAGUACGUUAACGCGUCAGCAUACGGGCCGAAUGAGAAAGUCUCCGCGAGAAUACCCGCUUACAACUCUUAUAUUACUUCGGGAAAGAAUUUCGCACAAUUUUACCAUCAUAUUGACCAAGUCGAGCAAUCUGCUAUCACAUCCGCUCUUUCUAUUGGAAAAAGUCUAAUGAAGAAAUCUACUGGUUGGUUUUUUGGUGGUUCUCAGCCAGAGCCCGAGCCUGAAGUCGUCAUCGAUAAGGGUACAGAAAUCGAACCACGGUCGACUUUAUUGGAUAAUAAUCGAACUGGUGUCAAAGUAGAACCCGCGCCGUACGGCUUACCAUUUGCUGCUGUGUCUGAUAAUCUUGGGAGAGUAUCGAUAGUCGAAACUAAUUCAAUGAAGAUGAUCAGAAUUAUAAAGGGCGUUCGCGAUUGCCAGAUGAGUUGGCUCAGAUCUUCAGAUGGCGCGAGAAACGCACUGUUUUUAGUUACGCUUGAUCGUUUGGGAGUUUUGUCGGUGUUUUCUGUCCAUUACGGACCAAGGGUUGCAUCAUGGAAUGUUGGAAAAGGAUCCAUACUUCUUUCUCACUCGCAUCAAAUUGGUGUCAACGGAUCAAAUUUGAAGCAAAUGGCGUCGAGCAAUUACCAAGUUGCAGUGAUGACAGCAGAAGGAGAACUUAAGAGGAUUGUUAUUCCGCUGCAUUUGGCGUUAAGCGAUCACAAUUCUCCAAGACUUGCAGACACUUCAACCCUUCGCGAGCUGAGUAAACAGCUCAAACGUGCUGAUAUUGAAAUGUCACAAGUAAACGCACUUGUCAAGCGCCUCCGACUUUCGAAUACUCAAAGGCAAGCGAUUGAAAAACUCAUUGCUUCGGAGAAAAUUGCUCUUGAUGAUAUUGAAAAGUACUUGGAGCUCUUUGCCGAGAAGAAUAAAAAUGAAAGCCUAUCGGGGAAGAAAGAAACUAAGGAGUUUCAGUUCUGGCAUGAGAAAAUCUCGAAGAUGAUCUGGGCUUACAAGAUGAUAACGAUGUCGGGAAAAGCAACCGAACCAGUCGUAGAUCCAGCCUGCAUUUUCAAAAAUGAAGCUGAAGAUGAUGUAAAGACUAUUUUGGAUACGAAACGACAGAUUUCUGAAACUAGGUCGACAAAGAUCAAAUUUUCAAGUGGGACUGCUUCGGUUAGCGAACUGAGUUUGUACGAUUUCACAAGAUGUUUAGUUGAAGAUAACGGGGCAUUGAAGCUCCAUCCCACGAUAAGUGAUAUGAGAAAGAAGCACUUGGCAUCAAAACUGUUCGAAUCAGCUGAGUUGCAUCAAAUUAUCGAGAAAUUGCUUCUUCCCCUUGCCGAUUACCUUGAGCUGCUCAAAUAUCACGUGGCCAAUGUCAGUUCUACAGCGACUACAGCUGCUCACUUUUUGCGCCUUCUUGAGGCCACUUAUGAAAUCUUUCACGAAACUCUUCCAAGUGAUUGGCUUUUAUCUCUUCGAGAAGAUUGUCUUGCAGUCACUCCUUCUAAUGGGCAUAUUUUUGUCCAUGUCAUGGAGUUUUUCCGAAGAAGAAACCUUCCGUCAAACGAUGAGGGGAUGGACACUGAUACUGCUGAUUGGGAUACCUUGGUGAUUGACAAUCAGUGGAAAGAGGCGACUGAAACGCUGAGAAUCGCUUCUGCGCUUGAAAUUCUGUCUGAUGGUGUCAACUACACUGCGAAAACUCUUCUCCAAGGAGGAGUCGGUGGCGUCACAGAAGUAGUCGCAGAGUGGCUUGUGGAAAAUCGUCUUACUCUAACAAGCGAGCUCCAUACAAACCCUCGGGUCGCGCUUGCCCAAAUGUUUCUCAAAAACUAUCUAGUUCCUCAUUUUCCUCUUUCACUCUCUCGUGAGAUGGUAAAUUCCUCAAUCUUUUGGAUAGCGACAUCUCGAUGGGCCUCUUCAACGAAAAAGUCCGCGUGCGAUCAACUUCUUCCCCUUAUUCUGGAUUCGUUGAGUGAAAUAAAGGUACAGUUUAAAUAG
Messenger RNA from Oikopleura dioica, 2670 nucleotides. Lineage: Eukaryota; Metazoa; Chordata; Appendicularia; Copelata; Oikopleuridae. The record is from the annotation of a GenBank genome assembly.